CUCCAAUUCACCAAAUACUCAUGGCUGUACCUUCACUACUACACUCAGUCAUCUUUCUCUCCCUUUAUCUAACCUCCACCAACUAUGCCGCCGUCGUCCCCAAACGCACCACCCUCCAAUUAUUCCACGUCAACAGCCCCUUCCACACAAAACCAGACCCACUCUCAUGGGACGAGUUGCAAUCAAAAGACCAGGCCAGGCUGAACUACUUAGUCAGUCUGGUCACCCGCAAAUCACUCCCCAUUGCUUCUGGACGUCAGCAGGUGGUUCAGAGCCCCACGUAUGUCAUCAGGGCUAGUGUCGGCACCCCACCCCAGAGCUUCCUUAUGGCUCUAGACACCAGCAAUGACGCGGCUUGGGUCCCUUGUGGUGGCUGUGAAGGCUGCCCUUUAACCGUUUUCUCAUCUGAAAACUCCACCUCUUACAAGAUACUAGAUUGUCAAGACAUUCAUUGCCAACAGGUUCCGUCUCCCUUUUGUGCUACUGGCUCAUGUAGCUUCAACGUGACAUACGGUGGUUCAAUUGUUUCAGCUAAUCUCUCACAAGACACUGUUAAUCUUGGUGGAGACGACAUCCCUGGCUACACCUUUGGCUGCAUCAAGAAGAUCACUGGCCCCAGCUCAAUCCCGAGUCAGGGUCUUCUUGGUCUGGGUCGUGGUCCAUUGUCACUUGUUUCGCAAAGCCAAAACUUGUACCAAUCCACAUUCUCUUAUUGCCUUCCUAGUUACAAGGCCUUAAACUUCUCUGGUUCACUCUGGCUAGGACCAGUUGGCCAACUGAAGAAGAUCAAAUACACACCUCUACUUAAGAAUCCAAAAAGAUCUUCUCUAUACUAUGUAAACUUGGUAGCCAUUAAGGUUGGUCGGAAAAUUGUGGGUAUUCCACCAAGCGCCCUUGCGUUCAAUGCCACCACCGGAGCCGGAACUAUCAUCGAUUCAGGAACCGUGUUCACGAGACUAGUGCAACCAGUAUAUGAAGCGGUGAGAGAUGAGUUUCGACGUAGGAUGGGUCCGACAGCAAAUGUAACGACAUUGGGAGGAUUUGACACAUGUUACAAUGUCCCAAUAACUAUACCUUCUAUUGUAUUGGUGUUUGAUGGUUUGAAUGUGUCAUUACCACAAGACAACUUCCUGAUACGCAGUUCAUCUGGUAGCAUUUCAUGUCUUGCUAUGGCUGCUUCUCCAAACAAUGUCAAUUCUGUGUUGAAUGUUAUUGCUAGUUUCCAGCAACAAAACAACCGUUACAUCUUCGACAUCCCAAAUAACCGCCUUGGAAUUACGCGUCAAGCUUGCUCUUAGAUAUUGAGGGCGAAUGCUUAUUUAAAUAACAAGUUUUUUCUAAUAAUAUAGUUUGGAAGAAUCUUUAAUUACUACUUUCUUAAUUCCUUGGAGGUGAUUUGUGGAUUUCGGGUAAAGUUACCCUUUUUGUUGAAUGAUGUAAUUUGCAGAGAUGUUUCUUAUUAAAAUUGUUGGUUAAGACACUCUC
This is a messenger RNA of Impatiens glandulifera, 1485 nucleotides long. RefSeq names its product aspartyl protease AED3-like. The transcript is spliced from 2 exons. The record is from RefSeq and is a predicted model, not a curated record. Gene Ontology annotation, biological process: proteolysis. Bases 21 to 1298 code for a protein of 425 amino acids. NCBI's taxonomy places the organism in Eukaryota, Viridiplantae, Streptophyta, Magnoliopsida, Ericales, Balsaminaceae. Gene Ontology annotation, molecular function: aspartic-type endopeptidase activity.